Molecule: messenger RNA, 1449 nt
Organism: Nerophis lumbriciformis (worm pipefish)
Lineage: Eukaryota; Metazoa; Chordata; Actinopteri; Syngnathiformes; Syngnathidae
Source: RefSeq, a predicted model, not a curated record
AUGAAACCCAAACCUUCAAAGUCGGCUGGUCCCAAACCCAAAAAGACUCAGGUGAAGAAAAGUGAUGUUGGGGAGUCGAGUGCCACUUUGUCAGCUAAACUACGGGACAAGAAGGAUGCAAGGCUACGCAAAAAAGGUGUUGUUUUUUCUCCGUCUUCUCUUAAAUCUACAGGAAUCCAAAGGAAGAUUGUGCAUGGAAGCAUACUCCACUACAUCUACAAAAACACUUUGGGACAAAGUGUUCAUACCCAGAUGAGACAGUGUCUCCAGGAGCCUUUUGUCCGCUCACUCAAAUUGUACAGAUAUCACGCAUCAAAUGUUCCCUUCGAUCGCAGAAUCACCUGCCUGGAGUGGCAUCCCACUCAACCCAACACGCUGGCAGUGGGGUCCAAGGGUGGUGACAUCGAGUUGUGGGACUAUAAACUCCGCGACCAGAAAACUUUCAUCAAAGGGAUCGGCGCUGGUGGCUUCAUCGGGGGGAUAAAGUUUUGUCCCACGGAUGUAACCAGAGUGUAUGUAGUCUCUGGUGAAGGCACACUGACCAUGCAGAGCUUUGAGGGCCACACAGCCUCAGUUCUAUCACAAACUGAAGAUUGUGGCCAUGAUCACCACGACAGAUGUUUCUGGUACUGCUGUGUCGACGUGUCCAUUAGCCGACAGAUGGUUGUGACAGGAGACAAUGUUGGAAUGCUUCUGUUGACAGGUUUGGAUGGGCAAAAGAUUUUCAGUAAUAAAUUACACAAAGCCAAAGUGACCCACGCCGAGUUCAACCCACGCUGUGAUUGGCUACUUGCAACGGCGUCAGUGGACCACACGGUGAAGCUGUGGGACCUGAGAAACAUGAAGGACAAGAACAGCUUUCUUCAUAACAUGCCUCACGAGAAGGCCGUCAACUCAGCCUAUUUCCAUCCAGUCGAUUGCUCCAAGUUGCUAACCACUGACCAGUAUGACCAGAUCCGUGUGUAUUCAUCCUCUGAUUGGUCUAAACCACAGAACAUCAUCCGGCAUCCACACAGGCAAUUUCAGCACAUUACAUCAAUCAAGGCAACAUGGCAUCCUUUCCACGACCUCAUUGUUGUGGGUCGUUACCCUGACAAGAACUUUAGCAUUGGCGAUGAGAGAACUAUCGAUAUCUAUGAUUCCAACACAGCCGAGCUUGUGGGUCAGGUGCACGGUAUCGACGGAAUCAAAUCUAUCAACAAAUUUAAUCCAACGGGUGAUGUAAUUGCCUCUGGAAUGGGUUAUACAGUGGUCAUUUGGGACCAAGAUAAGUCAUUUCUCGAUGAUGAAUGUACGCCGGAAGAGGAAACGUCUACCUCGGCCAUUGGUCCAGCGCGGAGACCAGCCAGGAGAAGAACAGAUGGGGACCAAAGCAAGCUUAAGAAGAAGCUGGUUUCAGGGCAACAAUCGGAAACUAUGACCAAGACAAAACGCACAAGAAAGAAUUGA